Molecule: messenger RNA, 1185 nt
Organism: Trichomonas vaginalis G3
Lineage: Eukaryota; Parabasalia; Trichomonadida; Trichomonadidae
Product: histidine acid phosphatase
Exons: 1
Coding region: 1-1185 (394 amino acids)
Biological process (GO): dephosphorylation
Molecular function (GO): phosphatase activity
Source: RefSeq, a predicted model, not a curated record
AUGUUUCAGAUCUUAUUUAAUUUAGGGCUUUCUUUCGAUGAACAGUGCGUUGGUGCACUGAAAACACCAGCCCCUGUACCUGGGAAAACAUUAAAAUACGUUCAAAUCCUCACUAGGCACGGUGCACGUUCACCAUUAAACGCAUUUAACAUGCCAAUGCAUUUUAGAGGAUACUGGCAGUGCGAUUCUGAUGAUGCACUUGCUCCAAGAAUGCAUGCUGCCCCUGUUUCUCAUUUCAGACGCUUUAAACAAGUUCUUGAUCAAAGAUUAGUUGAAUACUUACCAAACUGCCGUUCCGGCGACCUUCUUCUUUCUGGCAUGGAGCAACACAGAGCUCUCGGCCAACUUUACCAUAAAUAUAUCUACGAUGAUAACAAAUUAUUCAGUGAUGAAGAACUUCCACCAAGUCCAGAUACAAUCUAUGCUCGCUGCACAGAUAUCGAACGUACAUUCCGUUCCGCGCAGUCUCUUCUCCAUGGCUUGUUCCCACCUCAAUCUCCGAAUGAAAUUUUAGAAAUCGUAACAGAUACAUCAGACUUCUCCCGUCUCCGCUUCAACUUCGCCUUCUGCCCAGAGGUCUACCAGCUCUACCAAGACUGGGAGGCAACAGAUGAGUUCAAGAACUGGACAGAUACAGUUUGGCCACAAAUCCAGAACGUUACGGACUUCCUUAAGCUCGAGAAGACCGGCGAUAAUGUAAAUACCGCAUGCGACUGGGUUGCAACCCAAUAUUGCUCAGAUAAACAAGCACCAAAUGUUGUAACCCCAGAAAUCCAAAGAGUCUGCCUCAGAGCUAUCUCAGAUUACGCCUACAACCUUUAUAUACAGAACCACUGGGUCCCCGGAUCAUAUACAAUGCAGGAAUUACUUAGAAUUCCAACAGCUUUCGCAAAGAACGAGACAAAGGUCAAAUUCGGCUUAUUCUCAGCCCACGAUACUACAAUCAUGGUCAUUAAGACUCUCAUCGAAGGUCCAAACGCCAAGGUUGACAGAAUUCCUGGAUAUGCUUCGCAUCUCGCAAUGGAACUCUGGGAGGACAACGAAACAAAGGAGCUCUACAUCAGAUGCGCUCUUAAUGGUGAAGAUUUGAACCUCCAAGCCGUAGGCGAAGGCGUCAAAAUCGCGAAGUUCUCUGACUUCCUUGAAGCAUACAAGGAAACAUACAACCACUGCAAUUCUAAGUAA